AAUAUUCACUUAUGACUUUAUCUAUGGCUGUACACCGUCUGCUUAUCAGUUAUCUUAUUAUUACAAAUAAAUAAUAAUAUAAAUAUUAAAUUACAAUAAUUGCUCCGAUUUGGAAAUCCAUUAAUAAAUAAUUAUAAAGAGUUUGUAUGACGCUAAUGGUCGUUAGAAGUGGCGGUGGCCGUCUGCGGCCUGCGACCGGUUAUGCGUAGUGCGUGUUACACACUUAAACGAAACAGUCACCCGCCAUCGCCAUUCAUAUAUCGUUCUAUUUAUUCGUUCGUAAGUCGUAUGAAAACGCCGCGUGCCAUUGACAUUUGGCUACCGAAAAUUUGUAAUUUACGAGGUUAGUGUUCGCGUAGUCGGUAGAUAUUUCGCAGUUGCAUGCGUCGCAUAAUUAUUCCGACGUAGUGACGGUGAUAAGUGCUUGUUUUAGUAGAAACCUACUACCUAGUGAAGAGGUCUUACUACGCGUCCCUGGACGGCAUAUUUUGCAGGUCCGUUGACUAUGAUCUCCGAUCCCCCUAAGUCUCGAGACUGGUGGCCGGCCCUGGAGGACUUGCGAUUGAAGGACACGGCCGUGGUCAUCUUGAACACCAGCAUUGAAAAUCCGCCAAAGCUGGUGCGGCAUCUGUGGAACAACUCCUGGCUCCGAGUGACUGUCGACGGUGGCACCAACCAAUGGCACAGUUUCGUCAAACAGAACUCAUUUGAUGACUUGAAAUUCCCUGACCUCAUAACCGGUGAUCUGGAUUCGGCCAACCCUGCUGUCGUCGAGCAAUUUGUGUCAAUGGGUUCAAAAAUCAUUCCUACGCCCAGCCAGGAUGAGACUGACUUCACCAAAGCUCUUAAAGAGGUUAAAAAAUACUCAGCAAAGAAUUGUAAAUCAAUAGAUUCUAUUAUUGUCAUGGUAAACAUGUGCCAUAGGGUCGAUCAUUUCUUGUCAAAUUUAAACACUUUGUACAAGUCAAAAACCAAAGACCUUUAUUUCAACGAAGACAUAUAUUUGCUGGGAAGAAAUUCAUUGACCUGGUUGCUUCAGGCCGGUACACAUCGUAUUCAUGUUCCUCAGUCCCUCAGGUUGCACCCAGAGAACAAUUAUGUAGGCUUUUUUCCAAUGGGUUCGGCAUGCAACGUAUGUACAACGACGGGACUUAAAUGGAAUUUAAGUGGAACACUGAUGGAAAUGGGAGGACUUACCAGCAGUAGUAAUACAUUUAAUGGAGAACCAAUUGUUACAAUCACCAACAGUUCACCGCUAUUGUGGACAAUGACUAUGGGUUAUGAAGAAAGUUUCUAAACUAUAAAGAACACUGUUAGAUUGGUGUAUUUUAUUCCAAAGUAAAAUUUUCUCCUUCUUACUGCCUGGCCACUCGUUAUUUACUCGCACAAGAGAUCUUUGUUUAUAUUAUCAUCUGCACUGUCAGUAUGACUGCAAUAAAAUCUAGUACAGAAUUUGAUUAAUGUAUUUGUGUUCUUAAUUUUUAUAACUUAAUAUUUUAUUUUUCGUUGUUGUUAUUAGGGCCUCAAGAGGUUGUUAUAUUAUGAAAUAGUCUAUGCAAUAAUGUAUUUUAUUAUUUGUUUUCAAUCAAAUAUAUCUAUACACGCGUGUAUAAUAUUGUGA
Molecule: messenger RNA, 1621 nt
Organism: Acyrthosiphon pisum (pea aphid)
Lineage: Eukaryota; Metazoa; Arthropoda; Insecta; Hemiptera; Aphididae
Product: thiamine pyrophosphokinase 1
Exons: 4
Coding region: 506-1297 (263 amino acids)
Biological process (GO): thiamine diphosphate biosynthetic process; thiamine metabolic process
Molecular function (GO): thiamine binding; ATP binding; thiamine diphosphokinase activity
Source: RefSeq, a predicted model, not a curated record